AUGGAGAAAUUUCAAAGAACUCUUCCUGCUUCGUGGUACCGGAGCCUUCCACUCUAUCAGCUUGAGCGCCGUGCUGUGUUUCUGAAGGCCUGGUACUUGCUCGGCCCAGCAACUCGCUUCCAGGAGGUUGAUGCCAAAGUUCAAUAUGAAAUUGCCCAGGAGCGUCUAUACGUUCAAAGGCAUUCUGGUACCUCUGCACUUCCAACUUCGCAAGAGCUGAGAGUCAUCCAUGAGCGCACUGGUGCGGAAUUACCUAGCCACCUUACACCGACUGGGCUUCUAUUCUCUGGGAUAUCGCAGGACGCACCAGAUUUCUAUGAAUUCUACCCCGAUCUAGAGCCCCUUCUAGCAAAAGUGGACUUUACUAGGCUCCCGUAUCGCCGCAGCAUCAAGUAUGAAGGGAGCUUCAACUGGAAAACUAUGGUGGAUGGUUAUCAAGAAUGUCUACAUUGUCAAUAUACUCACCCUUCAUUUUCUAUCUAUUACCCCCCGACAUUCUACACUGUCUAUAACCACUUGAACUUUUCCCAACAUAUCGCCGACCCAAAGAAGCCAGAUGACGGGUUAUUCCUCUACUUCUUUCCAAAUUGCACACUAAACGUGUACGGCGGAGGAAUGUCCUCGUUCCGAGUUUGUCCAACUGGUGAUCCUAACGUUACUAGGAUGGAAUUCGACUACUACCAUCUCGAAUCAGGCGAGAAGUUCGAAGAAUAUUUCAAAUUUGUUCGUCAGGUGGCCAUGGAAGACUAUGAGCUGUGUGAAAGGGCGCAGGGAAACUUGCAGAAUGGCGUGUAUAACGAGGGAAUUUUGAAUCCGGUCAAAGAGACUGGAGUGGCAUACUAUCAAAGUCGGGUCUUUGACCUAGUCACUGAGCAGCAUAGGCUCGAGAAAGCGAGCGAAGAUCCGGAAAAGGCGGUGGAGGGCGGGAAGAACCACUCUACACAAGCUGCUACAGUUCUCUGUAACUAG
Molecule: messenger RNA, 969 nt
Organism: Histoplasma capsulatum G186AR
Lineage: Eukaryota; Fungi; Ascomycota; Eurotiomycetes; Onygenales; Ajellomycetaceae
Exons: 5
Coding region: 1-969 (322 amino acids)
Molecular function (GO): 2 iron, 2 sulfur cluster binding; iron ion binding
Source: RefSeq, a predicted model, not a curated record